UUUUCAUAUAUACAUCAUGUGUUUUUUAUUUUAAUUGACCCAGUUCAUAGAUAAAUGUGACUAAGGAAAAAUGAAGGAUGGAGAAGAUUCCAGUAGCAAUGAUGAAUCGCAAAAAACAUCUGUAUUUCAUAAAGAUGAUGAAAUACCGGAACUUUUACUAGAAGUGGUAAAAAGACUUACUAAAUUAGCAGUACUGUGCGAAUCCCAUUGCACAGCGGAUUCAAGCAGCGUCAAGAGCAUGAUUAAACAUCUCUACAAAUUUGAAAAGUCGAUUCGAAGAUUGCAAACUAUCGCAGAAGAUUGUAAGGAACGGCAACAACCAGUAUUUAAGGGAGCUGUCAGAGCUGUGGACAAGUAUUUAAAUCCAUAUGACUGGGCAAAGACGCAUAUAAUAGAUAAAUACAUCGACAAAGGUCGCACUUUAGACUCUGCACUUGACGCUGUUGACGAACUACAAAAACAACUGAUUGAUAGGUUACAAUUCAAUGAACUGCUAGGACCAGAUGCAGAGUUUUGCGAAAUAGAACGGCCUGAUCCAGAAGAAUACAAUUCAGAUGUACAAGUUGAAGCAACGGUAGCCGACGAGCCUGUGGACGUUAAUAAAGCAACUACUUCAGGAACACAUAAGAAAAAUAUACCGAAAGCGAAACGUGAUAAUGUAUCUAAUAAAAAAGGUGAUAACAAUACUCACGAUGAAGCAGUCACGGCUAGCAGUACCAUAGAAAGCAGGGCAACAGAAAAUCAAAGUGGACCUAAGAAUGAACAACCUAUAAAAGCAGCUACUACAGCAAGCAGCCAGGAUGAUGAGAUAACAUUUGAUAUAUCUGAAGUUUUUAUUAUAGAACAUGCGAAAAUUACCCUCAAUGUUCCCCAACGCAAAGCUGACGGGAAUGCCGUAGGAAGUACCGUGCAUCGACAAGAAGCAUCAAAAACCUCUAAACCAAGUGUUAAAGAUGACAAGAGCAAAGCCAGUCCUGUGAGUGAAAAGGCACAACCUAAAAAUGAUAAAAUACAAGAUGAUAAAGUGAAUGUCCCACCAAUGGAUACUUCAGAGACCACUAAGGUGGAUGCACAACCAAUGGAUACCUCAUCUGACACUACAAAGGUAGAUGUCCCAAUGGAUACUUCAGAGACCACUAAGGCGGAUGCACAACCAAUGGAUACUUCAGACACCACUAAGGUAGAAGUUCCAAUGGAUACAUCAUCCGACUCUACUAAGGUAGAUGUCCCUAUGGAUACCUCAUCUGACACCACUAAGGCGGAUGUCCCUAUGGAUACUUCGUCUGAUUCUACAAAGGUGGAAGUCCCAAUGGAUACCUCAUCUGACACUACAAAGGUAGAUGUCCCAAUGGAUACUUCAGACACCACUAAGGUAGAAGUCCAUAUGGAUACCUCAUCUGACACCACUAAGAUGGAUGCACAACCAAUGGAUACUUCGUCUGACACCACUAAGGUGGAAAUCCCUAUGGAUACUUCAGACACCACUAAGGCGGAUGCACAACCAAUGGAUACUUCAGCUGACUCUACAAAGGCAGAUGUCCCAAUGGAUACUUCAGAGACCACUAAGGUGGAAGUCCCUAUGGAUACUUCAGACACUACUAAGGUAGAAGUUCCAAUGGAUACAUCAUCCGACUCUACUAAGGUGGAUGCACAACCAAUGGAUACUUCAGCUGACUCUACAAAGGCAGAUGUCCCUAUGGAUACUUCAGAGACCACUAAGGCGGAUGCACAACCAAUGGAUACUUCAGACACCACUAAGGUAGAUGUUACCAUGGAUACUUCAGACACCACUAAGGCGGAAGUCCCUAUGGAUACAUCAUCCGACUCUACUAAGGUAGAUGUCCCUAUGGAUACUUCAGACACCACUAAGGUAGAAGUUCCAAUGGAUACUUCAGACACCACUAAGGUAGAUGUCCCUAUGGAUACCUCAUCUGACACUACAAAGGUAGAUGUCCCAAUGGAUACUUCAGACACCACUAAGGUAGAAGUCCAUAUGGAUACUUCAGAGACCACUAAGGCGGAUGCACAACCAAUGGAUACUUCAGACACCACUAAGGCGGAUGCACAACCAAUGGAUACUUCAGACACCACUAAGGUAGAUGUUACCAUGGAUACUUCAGACACCACUAAGGCGGAAGUCCCUAUGGAUACUUCAGCUGACACUACUAAGGUGGAAGUCCCUAUGGAUACUUCAGACACUACUAAGGUGGAAGUCCCUAUGGAUACUUCAGACAUCACUAAGGUGGAAGUCCCUAUGGAUACAUCAUCCGACUCUACUAAGGUGGAUGUCCCUAUGGAUACUUCGUCUGACACCACUAAGGCGGAUGUCCCUAUGGAUACUUCGUCUGAUUCUACAAAGGUGGAAGUCCCAAUGGAUACCUCAUCUGACACUACAAAGGUAGAUGUCCCAAUGGAUACUUCAGACACCACUAAGGUAGAAGUCCAUAUGGAUACCUCAUCUGACACCACUAAGAUGGAUGCACAACCAAUGGAUACUUCGUCUGACACCACUAAGGUGGAUGUCCCUAUGGAUACUUCAGACACCACUAAUAUGGAUGUACAACCAAUGGAUACUUUAUUUGAAUUAAAUAAUGUGGUUUCUUCUAAUAAUCCAGAAUUUAAAGUGGUUGAAACUACACCUCUAAAGUCCGAAUCAAAUGAUGAUUCACUACAGAUUGAAUAGCAUGCUUGUCAAUACCAGGAAACAAGCGUUGUUGUCGAUACCCCUGAAGAUCAGAGACCUUCUCAAACGGACUACCGAUUGGAAUCGCUUAAUACAAACGAUGUUACUGUUGAUGCAGCUAGUGGUACCCCUAACAUUGAUGUACAGUCUAAACCAGAUGCCGGCGAUGAUAAAAUAGAAGAUACAAGUGUCAAUCUAUUAACAAGUAAUCUGCAAACUGACGAUAGUGCUCCAUUGAACUCAACAGAUCAAACGAAUGAGGUAUACAAUCCAGAAAUUAAAGACGACAAUUAAGACAGCUUAUCCUCGGUAGAUUCACAUGUGAGCAUAUUUGUCAGAUUCCAACUCAUGUCCAUGGUUUAUAUAAACUAAUAAACGCCCAUUUACAACUUUAGUCUUGUGACAACGUUGUUUAACGCCCUGGGAUCGGAAGCCAAGAGAACGUAUUUUCACAGUACCCUCAGCCAGGCGCUCGAUAUCAACAGCCUCGUAAAAGGAAUUACCAGUGGAUAUAGAUAUAAUCUUCUGGUGAUAUGGACAACGGAUGCAAGGCUCCCCGUUUAUUUCCUCAAUGUCACCCACGUGCUAUAGAAGCUAUUGUUCAGCAAUAUGGACCAACCUGCUCCAAGGGACCGGCAGCAUGGAAACAGUUGGCAUCCAAUGCGAAGAAAUUAUCGCCAUGGUGGAAUAUAGCAACUGAAAUCGCGUGUAAAGACAAUAUCAGCAGCCUACCGUUGCGACCGGAGACAACCACACGCCU
This is a messenger RNA of Babesia bovis T2Bo, 3443 nucleotides long. RefSeq lists its product as uncharacterized. The transcript is spliced from 5 exons. The record is from RefSeq and is a predicted model, not a curated record. The coding region runs from base 71 to 2683 and encodes 870 amino acids. NCBI's taxonomy places the organism in Eukaryota, Apicomplexa, Aconoidasida, Piroplasmida, Babesiidae.